AUGCCGCUGCCCUACGGCCUUCAGAUCGGCCGCAUGUACGUAGAUCUACACCUCCAGCAGCCCAUCACGAAGCUAACAAAGCCUCCCUCCUCCAGCAUCCUCACCUUCACCCUCCCCAACGCCAACGGCACCUCGGUCACCACGACCAUCACCCACGUCUACCUGCACGGCUUCACGAUGCUCCCGCUCGUGUACGCAGGCGCCACUCUUCUCGAAACCAACCUCGCCGCCAUGGUCGACUGCUACUUCGUGGCGCGUCACUGCGGUCUUGAGGCGUUCCGCCUCGCCUUGCUGGAGGGCAUUGCGGAGGACCUCUCACGCUGCUCGUCAACUGCGGUGAUCGAGUACGUGUACAAUUACGUACCGGAAGACUGGCAGCUGCGUCGCGAGGUGGUGAUGGCGGUGAUGGAGAGGACGGAGGGAGGGCUGUGGUUUGAUGAGGAGGAGAUGGAGGAGUGGAGCUGCCUGGUUCCACGGUUUAUUAGGGAUUUGAGGGAGUGGGAGUAUGUUUCUGGUGGCUGA
This is a messenger RNA of Coniosporium apollinis CBS 100218, 522 nucleotides long. RefSeq lists its product as uncharacterized. Bases 1 to 522 code for a protein of 173 amino acids. The record is from RefSeq and is a predicted model, not a curated record. Lineage: Eukaryota; Fungi; Ascomycota; Dothideomycetes. The transcript has a single exon.